Molecule: messenger RNA, 198 nt
Organism: Protopolystoma xenopodis
Lineage: Eukaryota; Metazoa; Platyhelminthes; Monogenea; Polystomatidea; Polystomatidae
Source: the annotation of a GenBank genome assembly
AUGCUGUUCAGCUGGCUUCGAUACGGGGUCUUGAACGUCAGGGUCUUUCAUUCAGUCCAGGCCGAGAGAGCUCACCUACCAGUGGUCAACCAGUCUCAUCUUCUGGCCGGUGGAUUGAUUAAGCCAAUCGCGAUUUCUGUACGCCCUGGCAGCCCAAUGCGGAAUUGGUGGAAGAGCCAAUUAGGAGUAAAAGAGUAG